This is a messenger RNA of Aplysia californica (California sea hare), 1562 nucleotides long. Its product is annotated as ADAM10. NCBI's taxonomy places the organism in Eukaryota, Metazoa, Mollusca, Gastropoda, Aplysiida, Aplysiidae. The record is from RefSeq and is a predicted model, not a curated record. Gene Ontology annotation, biological process: membrane protein ectodomain proteolysis; Notch signaling pathway. Gene Ontology annotation, cellular component: plasma membrane. Gene Ontology annotation, molecular function: metalloendopeptidase activity.
ACUUCCGCGUAAGGGAGGCCACUCUGUGUCUUUCCUCGGAAUAGCGUAAUUCAACCGAGAUUGAGAAUUCAGAUUCAGAUUCUAAUAGAUUCAGCUGCUAAAUUUCCCUGCGAAUUUUUACCGAUAGAUCUAGCAGCUUCGAGUAAAAUGACGUGAAACACGUCCCAAUCCAGUACUUUGAGUUAUGUCGGUUUGGAGAUUGUUUCUAAGAUCACUUGGCGAUGAAACUGAUUCAAAGCUUGCUUCUCUGCUUACUUCUCUGUCGUGUUUCAGCUGAACUGAGGCGUCAGCUGAAGUAUUACGAGACCCUCAGCCAUGUGGAUGUGAGAGUUCGUAAGCGGAGAAGUGUGGGUGGAGGAGAUCAUGGUACUGGCACCAAGGACAUUAGUUUUGCUGCUCUCGGCAGGGAGUUCAAUCUUGUGUUGACCCCCGGGUCGCCGGUCCUUGCUGCUGGCUUCCAGGCCCACCUGGUGAACGGUGAUGGAAGUUCUGCACCGCUGUACAUCAGCCAGAAUAACUUUUACACAGGACACCUGUCGGAGGAUGAAGACGUGAAGACUGAUGCUCUCGCGGAGGAAGGGCUGUGGACUGCCAACAUCUACGACAAAAACGACACCUACACGCUAGAGCCGUCAUGGCGCCACUUGCCCCGGUCAGACAACCACAGCAUGAUCGUCUACAAACACUCGGACAUUCUCUGGGACAACAUCUUCCCGGACUUGAAGAAGACUCCCGGUCAAAGGAAAAAGAUCUGUCACUCUUUGCAUGCUGACGUAGACGAAGAAGAUGACAUUGCCCUGGAAGAGUCUGAUGAUGUCGAUGAAAAGGAGGGGGAAGAUGAUGAACAGACGGAAGAGAAGCCACUGAAGCGUGUGCGACGCGCCACCCCUCUCAACACGUGUCACAUCAUCGCUGUAGCAGACGUGACUUUCUUCAACGGGCCUGGUGGUGGUUCCACACACAGGACAGCUAAUUACAUUAUUCAAACGAUCCAGCGUGUGAACCGGCUCUACCAGAGAACUGUGUGGGACUCGAAGCUGGGCUUUGUGAACAUGGGGCUACAGAUCAAAGAUCAGUUUGGCUACGACCCUGCGUUGGACAAGCACUGCCUGGCGCAUCUCUUCACGCACCGAAGGUUUGCCGACGGAGUCCUGGGCCUGGCUUACAUCGCCUCGCCACGGAAACACGCUCUCGGCGGAAUUUGUUCUCGACGAGCGUCCAGAGUGCGUGCUAUGAACACUGGCUUCAGCUCCACCAUGAACACAAGGGGAGGCAACUUACUCACACAGGAGGCCACCCUAGUUACUGCCCAUGAAUUUGGUCAUAACUGGGGAGCAGAGCACGACGCAGAGACGGACGAAUGUGCCCCGGACACCUUCAACAACGGGAAAUACGUCAUGUAUCCUUACGCCGUCAGUGGCUACGACGAGAACAAUGAGUAUUUUUCCCCGUGCAGCAAGCGCUACAUAUCGGCCGUCCUGUCCACUCGCUCAAGCUCCUGUUUCAAAACUGGACUGCCCAGCCUCCAAAGCGUUGCCCCCGGACACUCCGUGUAUUGAUGA